GCCCGAGCCCCCCGGGAGGAGUGGAGCGAAGGGGCACAGGAUGGGAGCGGAGCGGCGGGGUCCGGGGCGCGCCUAGGGCGCAGGGAAUCGGUGUCCAGCACCCCUCAGACGCCUUGGCCGCGCUGACCGGCCACCCUUUGGCUGCGGGUGUCUGUGGAUUAAUCCGGGCGGAGGGGCCGCCCUGGCUUCUCCCAGGCUCCACUAGCCUGCGGACCCACAACAAACCCACGUGCGCGCGGCCGCGGGGAACCCCGCUUUCUCCACUGCACCGUCAGCAUGGGAGGGGGAUGCCUUGCAGAGUCCAGAUUCCUUCACAUCUCGCCUGCCGGAUUUACAGACGGAGAAACUGAGGCCCGCGGCGGGGAUGGGGGCACAGGUACCAUAACAAAUGCACGUGCGCCCUGUGCUGGGAGCGUGGCACGCCGCUAGCCCUUAGAAGCCGCCCUGAGCAACCCGGCCAUUGUCUCAGCUGCCGGGGAGGGAGCGGCGCUGGGGGCGUCACUUGCUGGAGGAAGACGACAGACCCGUUUAAAAGGCAGAGUAGAGUGAACUGUGUAGAGAUCUGCAAAGAGCAGCUUAGAGAGAAGCAGUGAAGUCCUGGACUGCAGCUGAAAUGAACUGGUCCACUUGAACCUGCCCAAGCCCUGGGGCAAGGCCUCUGUCCCAGCGCUGAGAUGCUUUUUGAUCAUCCUGAGAAAAAUGAGCCUUGGCCUCCAGACCCAAUAAAGCAAACAUUCCUCCCAUGGGGAAUAGUGCUGGCUCCUGAGGACCUGGAGGGCCUGCAGCCCCAGGGAGAUUAGCCAGAAGCAGGCCUGUUUUCCUGCUCAGGACAGCGUGGCUUCCUUGAACAUGUCUUUCAUUAUGAUUCACACUAACUUGAAGAAAAAAUUCAGCUGCUGUGUGCUGGUCUUUCUCCUGUUUGCAAUCAUCUGUGUAUGGAAGGAAAAGAAGAAAGGGAGUUACUAUGAGUCCCUUAAACUGCAAACCAAGGAAUUCCAGGUGUUGAGGUCUGGUUCCCAGUCUGUGUCUUCAAGCGGCACCCACAACCCCCAGAGGGGCAGCCAGGCCCUCAGUGGUCCCAAGGCCAAGCCGGAGGCUACCUUCCAGGUGUGGAACAAGGACAGCUCCACCAAAAACCUUAUCCCCAGGCUGCAAAAGAUCUGGAAGAAUUAUCUGAGCAUGAACAAGUACAAAGUGUCCUACAAGGGGCCAGGGCCUGGUGUUAAGUUCAGUGCAGAGGCCCUGCUUUGCCACCUUCGGGACCACGUGAACGUUUCAAUGGUAGAGGCCACAGAUUUUCCCUUCAACACCUCUGAAUGGGAGGGUUACCUGCCUAAGGAGAACAUUAGGACCAAGGCUGGGCCGUGGGGCAGGUGUGCUGUCGUCUCAUCAGCGGGAUCUCUGAAGUCCUCCCAACUGGGUCAAGAAAUAGAUGAUCACGAUGCAGUCCUGAGGUUUAAUGGGGCACCCACAGCCAACUUCCAACAAGAUGUGGGCACGAGAACCACCAUUCGCCUGAUGAACUCUCAGUUGGUCACCACAGAAGGGCGCUUCCUCAAAGACAGUUUGUACAAUGAAGGAAUCCUAAUUGUAUGGGACCCGUCUGUUUACCAUUCAGAUAUCCCAAAGUGGUACAAGAAUCCCGACUACAGUUUCUUCGAUAGCUUCAAGAGUUAUCGUAAGCUUCAUCCUGAUCAGCCCUUUUACAUCCUCAAGCCCCAGAUGCCUUGGGAGCUGUGGGACGUCAUUCAAGAAAUCUCCCCCGAGCAGAUUCAGCCAAACCCCCCCUCUUCUGGGAUGCUCGGCAUCAUCAUCAUGAUGACACUGUGCGACCAGGUGGACAUUUACGAGUUUCUUCCAUCCAAGCGCAAGACCGACGUGUGCUACUACUACCAGAAGUUCUUCGACAGCGCCUGCACGAUGGGCGCCUACCACCCGCUCCUCUUCGAGAAGAACAUGGUGAAGCACCUCAACCGGGGCACGGACGACGACAUUUACCUGCUUGGAAAAGCCACGCUGCCUGGCUUCCGGAGCAUUCGCUGCGGAGCGUAAGCUGCCCGGCCAGGCCCCCUCACCCUUCUCCAUCGGGCAUUUUACAGCUGGUCUCCUGGCCACCCUGGGCCCAGGAAGGCUGUUCCUGAAUGAUCACUGCCUGCAGUCCAGGCAGCAAGAACCUUCAGGAAUCCAAGGGCAGGGACCCAGGCCCAGCCUGCCCUUUUGUCAUGGGGGUGUGUGAAUCGAGAGCUUCCCACCACACUCAUGUACACACGCCUAGGAUUCCUUCCAGUCAGAGUCCUCUCUGCCCCUCCCCUGCACAGGUAAAUGCAGGAUCCACCCUUCCCAGCAGGGCUGCCAAAGCUGGGCUGCUUUCCCCACUGGAAUGGUGUUAUUCUUGCAAACCAGUGCUCUGUCACGCUUGAAAUCUACACCUAGACACUGAUUUCAUGUUUUAAACAAACUCUCCCAUAUUAUGAUUGUACCCAUUACAAGGUGCCUCUGAGGGGCAAGUAAGUGUCACAAGGCAUAGGAAACACAGUCAGUUCCUCCAGAACUACUAAGCUGCUCCUAAGGUCCACGCCCUGGGAGAGGCAGUGUUCCUAUCAAUCACUCCGCUGGUCUGGCGGCCCUUGGCCUUGGUGCUGGUGAGCAAAGGGUCUUGAUGUACCCACAGCCCUCUCCAUGUGUGAGGAGAUGAGAGUACAGAAAAGAAGGUACCGUCUCCAUCCUCAAGUUGCUUACAGCUCAGUGCGAGUGACUGAAUGGAUUCGGCGUGCUCAGUGCCCUGGGGGCUUGCCGCGUGGUGGGCUUGCUGUGCUGCCAUCUUUGCACCAGCAGGGGCCACACACUUCCUGUGUCAGUGGGCCAUAGAGGGCUUCAUGGAGCUGGGGGCUGUGGAGUGGAUUUUAGAAGAGGAAGAACAUGUCAAGCAGAUUCUGUCCGAGUCAUCUGAGAUGGGUUUUCCUUUCUGCCUUUAUUACCCAUAUUUAUCCGCUAAGAUCUGCCUGAAUUUACAUGAGCUUCAAGUUAGUUUUUGAGGAAGCCCCUCCCUCAUGUCUGAGGCAGCAAGUGCAGCCCCGUGACAGAUGCCAGGCAAGCCAGAUGCCAAAAGCCCUAUCUCCCCAGGCUCGCCUGCUCUGAGCCUAGCCUACCCGCUGGGCGUGCACACCAUAUCCAGGUCUUCCUGUUGGAUGCCUACCCCCACACCUCCUCCUGCAAUCUUGUUUUUCCCUUUACUCUUCCUCCUCCAAAAUUACUUUUAAGCAUUUUCCACUUUAAAAUACCCUCACCCAUUUUUUUUUUUUUUUUUUGGACAUACACGGGCCUAUUGUGAAAGGUCUCUCAGGGACUGGGAAUGGGGUUUCCUAGGACUUAAAGUAGCUCUCAGAGGUCAGAACCCUGGAGAUCAUGACUGAUUCUCACCAGGUGUAUCAGAUUGCUGUACCCUCCACCCCUCCCUGCAAGGGAGCAACAUCAGAGUCUCCAGGCAGAGGCCUACCCACUGUGGUCUGUCUACUCACUCCCUGGACCAUUGUGCUAAGUCCCCUCCCCCGAUGGGGAGCCACACUGGACUGGACCAGGCUUCUGGACUCCCAAAGCUAGCCCUGUGUGCUCAAGGGCCUCGAAUGUUUGAGCUCCAGACCAGCUGUUUUGGAGCUGGAAUCCUCGUUCGCUGCCAAACCACUGGCUUGAGGAGGCAGUAGAAAGAGCUCUGGAGUGAGAAGCCCUGGGUUUUCAAAGUGAUGUUCCCCUAUUACUCGAUAUGCCACCAUGGGCAAAUUCUCCUCUCUGAGCCUCUGUUUCCACAUCUGUAAAAUGGGUGAUAAGCCUGCUUCACAGGUGCUGUGACGGUUACCUGGCAUAUUGUAGGUGCUCAGUACAUGCUGCAUUCCUCCCUUCCUUUACUAAGGACCUUCUCUGUGCUCACAUCUGGGCAGGACCCUGCUUUGAAGGCCAGAGAGGGGGCCUUGUCCUGAGGGAAGUUAAUGUCCUAUUGGGAGACUACACCUACCCUGCUUAGAACACCCUGGAAACCAUCCGAGGGAGUGGAGGGUGCAGAACGUGCCCCUCCUCCUCCCUGCCUGCAGCUUAGGCCUGAUCUGCUCGGGGAUGGGCAGAGCACUGGGGCCACUGGCUGCUGUGUAACAUGAGUCUUUUCCAUGUCUCUGGGCCCAUGAAUUCCUCACAAUCUCUGAAUCAUGAGCACUGAGUGCAGAGGAAGGUGGCAUUCCAUCAUCAGGAGAGAGAUGUUGGUGUGGACACUAAGACUACACUGGGUAGAUGCUAGCUUUUAGUUGUUGUUAUUAAGGGAUCAAGUUAAUUUCACUCUGUGCUUUCUCUACAUGGAAACUGGUAGAAUGCAAAUAAGAUGUGGAUAUUAUCAUUAGUCUGAUAAGAUGUUUAAUAUUUGUGACAGGUAAUUUAAAAAUUAUGACCGAGUCCUUUAGGAAAGCCACUGUCUCUAAGGUGUUCUGUUUUCUUCAGUAGCCAUCUGUUCAUUCUAUACCAUGAGGUCCUGAAAUCCUUCCAUCAAUCAGAUAAGCUAUUGAUAUUGGUUUGGAGUUGAGACGUCAGUCUCAGAAACUUCUGAAUCAUGACUAAGCUAAUUCUGAAUUACCCAAAGAUUAUGUAAAAUUUUAAAAUAAAUGUUUUUGAAAAAG
Messenger RNA from Lagenorhynchus albirostris (white-beaked dolphin), 4658 nucleotides. RefSeq names its product ST6 beta-galactoside alpha-2,6-sialyltransferase 1 (gene ST6GAL1). The record is from RefSeq and is a predicted model, not a curated record. NCBI's taxonomy places the organism in Eukaryota, Metazoa, Chordata, Mammalia, Artiodactyla, Delphinidae. The transcript has 8 exons. Gene Ontology annotation, molecular function: sialyltransferase activity. Bases 850 to 2052 code for a protein of 400 amino acids.